AUGGGUUCUGUUUCAGAGACCAUCACCACUUCCCUCAACGCGGCCCUCGAGCAAGCGCACGCUCGGUACACAAAAUCACACCCUGAGUCGCUCAAGAUCCACGAUCGAGCAUGCAACUAUCUCCCCGGCGGCAACACUCGCACAGUUCUGCACACCACACCAUUUCCGCUCACGAUCUCCUCCGGCCAGGACACCCACCUCACCACCGUCGACGGGCAGAGUUACACUGAUUUCCUCGGAGAGUACACCGCUGCCAUCUAUGGCCACAAUCACCCGGUAAUCAGGUCCGCCUUGGAAUCGGCCAUCGAGAACGGAUGGAACUACGGCGGGCACAACGCGCUGGAACCCCAGCUAGCGAAGAUCGUGUGUGAGCGAUUCCCCUCCAUCGACCUAGUCAGAUUCGUCAACUCGGGCACGGAGGCGAAUAUGAUGGCCCUGGCCACAGCCCUGGCAUUCACAGGGAGGAAGAAAGUCCUGCUCUUCAACAAGGGGUACCACGGCUCGACCAUCUCAGGACGGGCGCCCUCGGGGAAACCGUCCAUCAACCUGCCCCACGAUUUCGUUCUGAGCACAUACAAUGACGUCGCCGGCACGGAGGCCCUGGUUCAGUCACUUCCCAAAGACUCCCUCGCCGCGAUCCUGGUAGAACCCAUGCUCGGGUCCGGAGGCUGUUACGCAGGCUCUGCCGAGUUCCUAGGCAUACUGCGUCGCCUAGCCAGCGAGCACGGCGCGCUGCUCAUUUUUGACGAAGUCAUGACAUCGCGACUGCACUACCACGGGCUCGGGUCGCAGACCGGCGUGACGCCCGACCUGACGACACUGGGGAAGUGGAUUGGCGGUGGCAUGAGUUUCGGGGCGUUCGGAGGACGUCGGGACAUCAUGGCGCUGUACGAUCCCAGGACCGGCAAGCUUGAGCAUCCAGGCACUUUCAAUAAUAAUGUGUUCACCAUGAACGCGGGAAUUGCGGGCUGUGGGCUAUUGACUGCGGAGAAGGUGGACGCCUUGAACGGGCUCGGCGAGAAAUUGACCAGCCAAGUCAUGGACGUCCUUUCCAAUAGAGGCAUUCUGCGUGACGCGACCGUGCCAGCCGCUCCCAUUGCGGACGAACUGCACGUGGCGGAGCAUCCGCAGCGACCGCCGAAGAUGUUCGUCAAGGGCGUGGGAAGUCUGAUGGCCGUCCACUUCGCAGGACCAGACCGCGACGUCUUGGGAGGACUGUUCUAUCACCACAUGCUCGAGCAGGGCAUCUACAUGGCGCAGCGCGGCUUUGUAGCACUCAACAUCAUGCUCGCGGACGAGCACGUCGCGACGUUCGUGCGCGCCGUCGAGGCAUUUGUCCAGAAAUGGGAACAGGCGUUGAAAUGGUGA
Cladophialophora yegresii CBS 114405 is the source of this 1368-nucleotide messenger RNA. RefSeq lists its product as uncharacterized. Gene Ontology annotation, molecular function: transaminase activity; pyridoxal phosphate binding. Lineage: Eukaryota; Fungi; Ascomycota; Eurotiomycetes; Chaetothyriales; Herpotrichiellaceae. The transcript has a single exon. The record is from RefSeq and is a predicted model, not a curated record. Bases 1 to 1368 code for a protein of 455 amino acids.